Messenger RNA from Purpureocillium takamizusanense, 838 nucleotides. RefSeq lists its product as uncharacterized. NCBI's taxonomy places the organism in Eukaryota, Fungi, Ascomycota, Sordariomycetes, Hypocreales, Ophiocordycipitaceae. Gene Ontology annotation, biological process: proteolysis. The transcript has a single exon. The record is from RefSeq and is a predicted model, not a curated record. The coding region runs from base 39 to 782 and encodes 247 amino acids. Gene Ontology annotation, molecular function: serine-type endopeptidase activity.
UAUUCAUUGAGAAAAACAACCCUUCUAUCUUAUUCAUCAUGGUCUCUUUUCUGCUUCUGUUGUCCGUUGCGCUGCCAUGCGUGUCAGCUGGAGCGACACCCUUUGAUGGCAUUCCCAGCGUUGGCGCGCUAUAUCACGGCGACAUCAAGCAGCACUCCUGCAGCGCCAGCGUCAUUGCUAGCAAGAACGGCAAUGUGAUUCUCACAGCGGGCCAUUGCGUCAAGGGAACAGGAAAGGACCUCCAUUUUGCCCCGGGAUACCACGACGGCAAGACGCCUUACGGGACGUACCCCGUCACCGCCGCUUACGUCCACCCGGAAUGGAACAAGGACCACAACAUCAACCACGAUUACGCUUUCCUCACCGUUGGGAAGGGCACACACAACGGAAAGUCGGUCACGGUUCAGUCCGUCGUCGGCGGGAACAAGUUGGUCACCACGGCUGGCUACAAGAAUACCAUUGAGAUCGUGGGUUACAACAGCGGCGAGCAGAAGCCCGUGCACUGCCGUGUCGGCACCUACGAAGCCAAGGCUGGUCAACUCGGCAUCUCCUGCGGGCCCUUGAAGAGCGGCACGAGCGGAUCUCCCUGGAUCGCAGGCUACGAUGCCAAGACGAAGCGCGGUAAUGUCAUUGGCAACACCGGAGGAUGGCACACGGGCGGAUGCUCGCCCAGCGUUUCGUACUCGUCCAAGUACGGAUCCGGCACGCUCUCCGUGUUCAACAGAGCGAAUGCUGGGGGCAAUGGAGAUAAUGUCAAGGGCGGGGCUUCCAGCGGUUGCUAGAGGCCACAUGAGGUGGAGGCUGGAGGCGAACUUUUCUUGUCAUAGCCAACUGUGCG